CUGUGCCUAUGAACCCUUCAGAUUUUCUGCUGGAUCUCGCCAAUGGUUUGUCAAUGAAUAAUGAUCCACAUAAUCAGGAACCAGCCAUGAUUAAGCAGAAACUUGUCUCAUGCUAUAAGAGCAAUAUCGCUGUCAAGUUGGAGUCAGAGCUACAAGAAUUAACUGAUCAUGAGCAUUGGUUUGGAGAUGAAUCAGAUCAAGACAAAAACUUCGAGCGUUGGUCCACAACUUGGUGGCAAGAAUUCUGCGUGCUGUUGAGGAGAGGAAUUAAGGAAAGGAGGUACGAAUCCUUCUCCGGACUCAAGGUUGGGCAGGUUCUAGUGAUUGCAUUCUUCUGUGGAAUUUUAUGGUGGCAAUGUGAUGAUUUACAAGAUCAGACGGGACUUCUCUACUUUUUAACAAGCUUUUGGGGUUUCAACCCUCUAUUGACAGCUAUCAGCAUAUUCCCAAAAGAACGAAAGAUACUUGAAAAGGAAAGAUCCUCAGGAAUGUACAGGCUCUCAUCCUACUUCAUCUCAAGAACAACCAACGACCUCCCAAUGGAGCUCUUCCUUCCCACUAUCUUCAUCCUCAUAGUCUACUGGAUGGCAGGCCUCAAACCCUCUGCUGCAAACUUCUUCGCCACUCUUUUUACUCUCCUCCUUAGCGUUUUUGUGACGCAAGGCCUCGGCUUCGCCAUCGGCGCCGUUGUUUUGGACCAAACUUCAGCCACCACACUUGGCUCAGUCCUGAUGCUCUCUUUUCUUCUAGCAUCUGGCUAUUUUGUGCAGCAUGUACCUCACUUCAUUGCUUGGAUUAAGUAUCUCUCCAUUGGCCAAUUUACGUACAAGCUGCUGCUGCUGUCUCAGUUCGAAGCUGAUGAUACUUAUCCAUGUUCGAGGCUUGGAGGGGUUUGUAAAGUUGGAGACUUUCCUGCAAUUAAGCAAAUGGGUCUUCGUGGGAAAGCCACUACUGUUUUGGGUUUGGUGGUGAUGCUUGUUGGAUAUCGCCUUGUUGCUUAUAUUGCUUUGAUGAGGAUUGGGGUCACCAAGAGAUACUAG
Messenger RNA from Momordica charantia (bitter melon), 1040 nucleotides. RefSeq names its product ABC transporter G family member 9-like. Gene Ontology annotation, molecular function: ATP hydrolysis activity; ATP binding; ABC-type transporter activity. Gene Ontology annotation, cellular component: plasma membrane. The record is from RefSeq and is a predicted model, not a curated record. Lineage: Eukaryota; Viridiplantae; Streptophyta; Magnoliopsida; Cucurbitales; Cucurbitaceae. Gene Ontology annotation, biological process: transmembrane transport.